Messenger RNA from Microthlaspi erraticum, 930 nucleotides. Lineage: Eukaryota; Viridiplantae; Streptophyta; Magnoliopsida; Brassicales; Brassicaceae. The record is from the annotation of a GenBank genome assembly.
AUGGUCGUUACAGUUUCGGAUGAAGAAACAUCGUCGCUAUGUUCCUUCACAGCAGCAGAUUCUACAAGUCCGCAUAACUACUGGACACAACGUCCUCCUUCUUCGUAUUCCCUCAAAAUCCAGAAUCUCGAACAACUCGUCGGUGAAAAUUACCAAUCUCGUCGUUUCUCAGCUGAUGGCUACUACUGGAGAUUAAUCUUAUAUCCAAAAGGGAAUGAAAAGGACAAUGGAAGUGGAUUUAUUUCUAUGUACAUUGAAAUAGACAGCGCAGUCGAGGUGUUUGCAUAUCUCACCUUCUCUAUCUAUAACAAGAAGUUAAACAAAUACUUUUGUAUUCAAGAUACAGAAGUGAAGCGGUUUAAUGCAUUGAAGGUGUGGGGAGUUUCACAAAUGCUUCCGGUUGAGAUAUUCAAUGACCCUGUAAAUGGAUAUAUCUUUGAAGGAGAUCAAUGCGAGUUUGGUGUUGAUGUGAUGCUUGAUACAGCCAUUACCCAGUGGGAAGUCGUCUCUUUUAAUAAGACCUAUUUCCCCAAAGUCUCUUGUACUUUCAACCAUGUCUUGAUGCUGAAAGACCAUAUCUACUCAUCUAAUAGAUUUUCAGUUGGAGGAAAGACAUGGGUGCUAAAGGUGUAUCCAACAUCAGACGUCAAAUGGGUCUCAAUUUUUCUGCAUCUAUCUUACUAUGAAAGAUUGGUAGCGGAUGAGAGGAUUUACACGCGUGGUCAUAUCCGAGUUCUGAAUCCACGUGGAUCCAAUCACAUCACAGAGAAAUUUAUCUACUGGCACGAUGAAUCAAACCUAGGUUGCGGUCACCAUAAAUUUGUGUCAAUGGCUGAGCUUAUGGGGACUUACUUGGACCAAGAAAACACUUUGAGUGUAGAGGUCGAAUUUGAAGUUGUUUCUUCGACCACUUACCCUCCCAUCUUCUAA